Cadophora gregata is the source of this 1341-nucleotide messenger RNA. RefSeq lists its product as uncharacterized. Bases 219 to 1130 code for a protein of 303 amino acids. Lineage: Eukaryota; Fungi; Ascomycota; Leotiomycetes; Helotiales; Ploettnerulaceae. The transcript has 4 exons. The record is from RefSeq and is a predicted model, not a curated record.
UUUCACUUCAGUAACUUAUAAUCUCCCAGGCAUACAUUCAACAUUCAUACUUGUUCUCAAGUAUGUAGGAUUCGAAGGCCCAGCCAGCGGUUGCUCAUUCACUGUACCUACGAUAUCGAUCGAACCUCGGUUGUCCCCAUUCCCAACGCCCUUUUCCCCUUACUCUCUUGCAACUUCAAGAUAACGACGGGCAGUAGUUUUAGCGAGAAGUCUACACAAUGUCGAACAGAACUAAAGAUUCGUCACAACCGUUGGGUCCAGCACCUACACGGUUACGUCAAAUUGCACUGGUAGCUAGGGAUCUGGAGAAAGCUAGACAUCUUUUAACCACCACCAUCGGAACAGAAGUCAUAUAUGAAGAUCCGGCAGUCGAGCAAUGGGGACUGAAGAAUAUCCUCGUCCCCAUCGGCGGCGAUAUAAUCGAAGUCGUAUCACCUACUCUGCCCACGGCACCCGCAACCCGCCAUCUGGAGAAACUCAACGCUGACGCAGGAGGCUACAUGAUAAUAAUGCAAACGCACAUGCCCUCUGCUCUCACCCGUCUCGAGCACAUCACAAUCCGUAAUCUCGCCAGACCUAUAUUUACACACUCAAGUUCAGAUAGUGAUUUGGUGCAGUACCAUCCAAAGGGCAUUCCAGGCGGUAUGAUGCCCGAACUUGAUUCUCACCGUCCUGAUAGAGCACAUCCGGAUCCUUUAUAUGAGAGGUGCUCGCCCUGGCAUGCCGCUGGGCCAAAGGAGAGAUAUGGUUUGUAUCGGGAGGGUAUGAAAAGAUGUGGAGAUUUGCGAUUGGUUAAUGUGGUUUUAAGACUUAGAGCAGGGGAUGGAGAUGUGGAGGGAGCGGCGAAGAAGUGGGAGGAGAUUUUUGGUGUGGCGAGGGGAAAGAGGAGUGAUGAACUGGGAUUUACAAAUGCAAAGUUGAGAUUUUGUAAAGGGGAGAAAGGGAGGAACGAGGGGUUAGUAGAGGUGGGUAUUGCUGUGGAGGGGAUGGAAAGGAGAGACGGGAUCCUAAAGAGGGCGGAAUGGGAGGGUUUAAAGAUCCAGGGAGGGGUCCUGGAGAUGUUGGGUAUCAGGUGGAGGUUCACGAUUUAUGAUGGGAGACAGGAAGUUGAGGAGAAAAGUAAUCUGUAGAUCUGAACUGAAGCGGAUCCUUGCGAAUGCCUUAUUUGGAUUCCAGUGCAGCUCAGAGAUAGCAGGGCAAGGGCUUUGAUGUGAUGUGUCAUUGGAGUAUGGACUCCGGACCACAACGCAGGGGGAUGGCGCAGUUAAGAGACUGAAUGCACGAGAAUGUGUGGGCUUUCAAACAAUUCUACCAUGCAGUCCGCGAUGCAUGGAUGGAUCU